GUCUGGAAGGAAGAAACACCAGAAGCUCUGACUUGGGCAGACCUCAGGGAAGAUGCAGCCUCUCCUGCUCCUGUUGGCCUUUCUUCUUCCCCGUGGGGCUGAGACAGAGGAGAUCAUCGGGGGACACGAGGCCAAGCCCCACUCCCGCCCUUACAUGGCCUACAUUCAGUUUCUGCAAAAUGGGCAUAAGAACAGAUGCGGUGGUGUCCUCGUGCGGAAGAAUUUUGUUCUGACAGCUGCUCACUGCAGUGGAAGCUCAAUCAAUGUCACCCUGGGGGCCCAUAACAUCAAGAAGCAGGAGAAGACCCAGCAAGUCUUCCGUGUGGUGAAAGCCAUCCCCCACCCAGACUAUAAUCCUAAGAACUUCGCCAAUGACAUCAUGUUACUGCAGCUGAAGAGAAAUAUCAAGCUGACGAAAGCUGUGAAGCCCCUCCGCCUGCCCAAGGGUGAGGACCAGGUGAGGCCUGGACAGAAAUGCAGUGUGGCCGGCUGGGGGCAAGUCGCCAUGGGCACCUUAGCAACCACUCUACAGGAGGUGGAGCUGACCAUUCAGAAGGAUCGAGAAUGCAAAUCCUGCUUCCCCCACUACUACAGCAAGGACAGCCAGAUCUGCGUAGGAGACCCGAAGAAGAAGAAGACUGGCUUCAAGGGGGACUCUGGGGGGCCCCUCAUGUGUAACAACACAGUCCAGGGUAUUUUCUCCUAUGCAAAAAUGGACAAGGAACCUCCAGGAGUCUUCAUGAAUGUCUCACACUUCCUCACCUGGAUAAAGAGAACAAUGAAGCGCCCCUAACAUCAGGCAUAAGACUGACCUUCUACUUGGUCUGACCAUCUUUCCUGGGGCAAAGGCAAGAAUUCCAUGGGGGCGGGCAGUGAGGAGUACAGGGCCAUAAUAAACAAAUCUCC
Pteropus alecto (black flying fox) is the source of this 906-nucleotide messenger RNA. RefSeq names its product granzyme H. The coding region runs from base 53 to 793 and encodes 246 amino acids. The transcript has 5 exons. NCBI's taxonomy places the organism in Eukaryota, Metazoa, Chordata, Mammalia, Chiroptera, Pteropodidae. Gene Ontology annotation, biological process: proteolysis. Gene Ontology annotation, cellular component: cytoplasm; intracellular membrane-bounded organelle. Gene Ontology annotation, molecular function: serine-type endopeptidase activity. The record is from RefSeq and is a predicted model, not a curated record.